Messenger RNA from Aethina tumida (small hive beetle), 1174 nucleotides. Its product is annotated as nucleoporin Nup35. NCBI's taxonomy places the organism in Eukaryota, Metazoa, Arthropoda, Insecta, Coleoptera, Nitidulidae. The record is from RefSeq and is a predicted model, not a curated record. Gene Ontology annotation, molecular function: single-stranded DNA binding; structural constituent of nuclear pore; phospholipid binding. The coding region runs from base 161 to 1042 and encodes 293 amino acids. Gene Ontology annotation, biological process: NLS-bearing protein import into nucleus; nuclear pore organization; regulation of DNA-templated transcription. Gene Ontology annotation, cellular component: nuclear membrane; nuclear pore central transport channel; nuclear pore nuclear basket. The transcript has 2 exons.
AUUAUUUUACGUAAAUGCUUUUAACUGAUGUUAUUUAAAUCUAAAAUCUUGUGUGUCCAUUGCAAAUUCCUGUAAUUUUAAAUGUCCCCUGACAGUUGACAACUACCAGUGCCUUUUUGACACCAAAAUUACGCGCUAAACUCUCCAAACACCAACAACGAUGGAACCGAUGACGUUGGGCAGUGCACCCUCGAGUCCGGCAUCGCCGGGCAUCAACGCCAACUUCCUACCCGGUUUUUUGAUGGGUGACACACAGCCAACUACCCCAAACCCGACGGUUUCGCCGGGCAGAAACAGAACGUCGGGCAGCUUCAAGAUGGGACCCGCCAACACUGACAGCCGAAGCCUGCGCCAGAAACUGUUCAACCAGUCCUUAAGCGAAAGUCCCGCACCCAUGUCACCGUUUUCCACCGUUUCCGAAAAGGCCGGGCCACCGAAGCUGGGGCUCUUCGACAGCAUCGAGCAGAGCAGGAGACCCACCAGCCCCAUCAUGAGCAGUACCGUCGCAAAUUACAACGACUCACCCGUAUUUAAUGAGAGCAUCUCCAGGAUACAAGAUGAUAGUUUGAACUACAGUAGAAAUUUGAAUAAUGUUAGUGAACUAAACAGAACUAUGAAUGCCAGUAGUCGUGUGGAAAGGCUUGAUUCGAACUGGGUUACUGUUUUUGGUUUUCCACCGAGUGCUUUAACAAUUGUCCUCUCACAGAUGCAAAAUUGUGGCCCUAUUGUUGAUAAAAAGAUACCCUCAGUUGGCAACUGGGUGCACAUAAAGUUCAAUAAUGCUAAUGAAGUGUCCCGUGCCUUGGCCCUCAAUGGUAGAUGCAUAGCCAACCAAAUUAUGAUUGGAGUGCAAAUCUACCACAACAGGGAGAACAAAGAAAACGAUACCUCAUGUGUUUACACAUCUCCUAUAAGGGCUAGGUCUUUGAGGCACUCCUUUGUCUCACCUAACAAUUCAAAUACUGUGAUUGCCCCUCAAGUUGUGCCACAAAAGUCCACUGGUAUUGUUACAAAAGCAAUGGAAUAUGUUUUUGGUUGGUAAUUAUGUUUGUACAAUGAUUGAUUCAUAAUUUGGUAAUUAUACAUUUUAUAUUUUUUUUGUAAGUUAUUGCGUAUAAGUUUGUAAUUAUGUAUCUGCAAUUAAAUUUUACAAUAUAUUUUAUUUAUGUAUCUA